ACUUCGAACCGACGCACCUAAUGACCCGUUUAAGGUAAUUACGGUUUACCUGUGUGAUGUUCGGCAUGCUUUUAGGGAGAACUUUUCUGUUAUUCUUUGAAUUCACUAAUCAUAAGCGUUAAGUGUGUGAGGAAGUAGUGGAGACAAUAUGAAAUGAUAGCAUUUCUGUUUCAAAAAUAUUGGAUUUAAGUCGCGGUGUAGAAAAUACCUUCGUUAUUUGAUUAACAUCAACAAAAUAUUUGACAUUUUUGUAUUAAUCAUGGCGGAUUUAUUUCUUUGUCUUUGGACGGCGUUGUUUUUGGUAAGGACGAGCUUGGCAUCUUCUGCUUACUAUGUCGACAAUGGAAUUGGUCAGACGGAAAAGGUGCAUGAAAUGAACUCACGAGAUAAACGGGAGUUGCAACACGAGAUUCUGACAUUACUGGGUUUACACCAAAGACCAAAGCCAAAAUCCAGCACUACAAAGGAUUCGGCGCCAACUUUUAUGUUGAAUCUCUAUAAUUCCAUCACUUCAGACAACGGGGUUGUGAAAGAUGACGGCAAUUUUCACAGCAGCCAUAACGUCACAAUCGGCGAUAGCGUGGUACAGCCUAUUGAGGGGACUGACGUCAUAAUAAGUUUUGUCAACAAAGCCAAAAGAGUUCCACACCUGCGCCACGAGAAGGACAGGACUUUUUUCUUUGACUUCAGUGAUGUCACCUCAAAGGAAACAGUCGUUGGGGCCGAGCUUCGACUCUACAAAGAAAAGGCCAAAAAAUGGAAAAAGAACCACGAAUUCCACAUUCAGAUGUAUAUGAUAAAACAGGGACAGGACCCUGAAGACAAAAUCCUGGAGCCAGUGACCAAUGUGACUGCAUAUGCCAAUACGGAGGGAUGGAUCACAUUCAACAUGACGCGGGCUGCUGAGCGGUGGACCAGACAACCGGAAUCCAAUCUAGGACUAUUCAUGAAAGUUCUCUUCGUCAGUAAAGGUAGAGAAAUUGACCCCAACAAACUGGGCAUAGUAAGCUACCGGGGGUCAGAGGACAAAAAGCCAUUUAUGGUGGGAUUUUUCUCCUCGCAAGAAAUGGUGUACCCCCACCGGACACAGACGGCCCUCCGAAGGCGGAGGGAGCUAUACUCUUACCGAGAGGAACACGAGAAGUACUAUGACUACCCUUUGUCUCGUCACAAGCGUGCCAGCCCGGGCCGGUGGCCUUGUCAGAGACGCUCCUUGUACGUCAAGUUUCGAGAUCUUGGGUGGCAGAGCUGGAUUAUUGCACCUGAUGGGUACCAUGCCUUCUUCUGUGAGGGAGAGUGCUCUUUUCCAAUUGGAAAUCAUGUUAAUGCCACUAAUCAUGCCAUUGUACAGACACUGGUUCACAUGUACACGCCCUAUAAAGCUCCCAGCCCAGGGUGUGCCCCAUCAAAGCUCAGCGCUCAGUCCGUGCUUUAUUUUGAUGACGAUGGGAAUGUUGUGUUAAAAAAAUUCCCCAAAAUGAUCGUUACUUCGUGUGGAUGUCACUGAAAGACCAUGGAGUUUGCAUAGUAGGACCUGUACUAUACGGUGUUAGUUAUCUCCCUUGUGUAGGGAGUUUGAGGGGUCAUGGAAUCACCCCGUCAUUGCGUCUGUCUGGUCAUUGGUUACUGUCUUUUUCUGCUUCAUAACUUUGUUCGAAAGAAAUAUUGGAAAUUUGCCAUGUAAAAAGGUUAAUUAUGAAAGUAUUGACAUUACAAAAAGCUAUUUUGGACAAAGUUUAGGUGUCAGUGAGCAAAAGUAAAUGAAAUAUCUGGCAAGGUGUGUAAAAUUGCACUACGCUGUACAGGGAUUAUAAUGAGCAUUGGUGGACAGUGAAGAUUGCUUUUGAUCACUGGGUAGACAACAUAUUAGUCCAGUUAGGGCAGUUUUAAUUGUUUUGUUGGUAUAUGAAUAUUUUGAUUUGUUUAAUUUAUUUUGCAAAAACCAAAGAAUCUCAAUUGUCUUAACCGUGGAUGCCUCAAAUUUUAAUUAGUACUGAAAUAUGCUAUUAAAGUACAGUAUAUCAUGUAAUUUUUUUGAGCUGGAAUUGUUGGGUUAUUUUUGGCGGAAGUAGAAAAUUGGUGAAAAAUGAAAGCGCAAAUAUUUUUAUUCAUAUAUAUAUAUAUAUAUAUGAUAUAUGAUACUCUUGUUAAAUGAAAAUAAGCCAAAAAAAAUAAACUGCUAACACUGCUAAGUAUUUCCAACUCUGAAAAUCACCCAAUAUACAGUACCACAUUUCCUGUCAUACACAUGUAUGUUAUGAUAACGUAAAGUCAUGCAGUCGCUGCCGGACAUUUAUACAAAGUGACUUCAGACUUGUGCCUUGAUUUAUGUAGCGACUGUUUUGAUGUUUGUCAUAUUGUCGAUUCAAUGCCAGCUGCUAUACAACAGAGUUUUUUUUCUUUUUAAAUAAUAUUUUGAAUAGCAUUUUCAAAAAUAUGAACAUACGCAACAUUAAUUCAUAAUUUUUUUAAUAUCAAAUUUUAUCUGCAAUACGUUUGUGUCUUCCUUUGUAAGAAUGAUGAUAAAUAUAGUUUAUUCGGAUCAAGGGGAUGCACCUCUUCGAGGGGGAGAGAAAUAGGGUGAGGUUAAUAUAAAGAUCCUAAUAUCGUCAAUCAGAAAUAACAAAAUGUGGUCAGUGCACACAAUUUUGUAGAUUCAUAUUUGACGACUCGGUAAUAUAGAGUAGAUUAUGAGUAGAACUAGUGACUCCUUGUGAAGCAAGAGGAAAGGAUUUUUAAGUGUGACAUUCACAUUUCUUGAGAGCAAACUAACAGGCAACCAUUGCGUUCCAUGUGUAAGCUGUGCUAUGUACUUCACAAUUUCACUGCUAUCAUGUUUACUGUAUAGCAAUUGUCUUUGUCGUUACUUUACAUAAUUGCGGUGUCCAAACUGUUAAUAUUAUGGACAAACGCUGUACUUCUGCAAAAAAUAUAUGAUUUUAAUUCUUUAUUUGGAAAAUCAUGAUUUAGUACAAGCUUUGAGUAAUUAUGCCUGUUCUUCUUAGACUACAUUGAGUUCAGAAGAAUACAUUUUCAAACAAAAUGUUCCUUUUGUUUAUUUCAUGCUUUUAACAUGCAGUGAGAUGUUGUAUAUAAAUGAUGAAUGGAUUGAAUUGUACAAGCAACAUAACUAGUUCUUGACUGGCUAAGUUUUACUAAUAAAAGUAUCACUAUAUAGUUAUUGACUGGCAAAUACAAGGACUCUGUGCUUGUGUUUCACCAAAAAAAAAAUUCUUUUUCUGUUCUAAAGGCCCAAUGUAUCCAGUUCUAGUUUGUCUUUUUUACCAAAAGAUGAAAACAAAGUUUACCAUACUUGGCUUCAAAUUUCAUAUGGAACAACCUGAGGAUGAAUUACAGUAAAAGAAAGGUUGACAGUCGACUAAGAAUAGUCUGUUACAACACAGAGUUACACAAUACAGUUAUUGUCCAGAUCAUGCAUGUAUGUUAUACAUAGACACAUAUUAACAGCAGAAUAUUUUCAAACCAAAGAAAUUCUAUGGUACCAAAUAUGUCAAUUCAGACACACUCCCUUGCAUCACAAAAACUGUAGUGUUUCGAGUUGGUAUUUCCUCUUAAUAUUAUUUUUUAUGUCUCUCUGAUGGAAUUGCUAAUUUUUUAUCUUGUUUGGGAUUUUCAUUUUGGGGUAUGAGAACACCACUAAACUACAACUUAUUAAGCGAGAAAGAGGGGGGGGGGGGGGGGGGGCUGAUUUUGAUAUUCCAUGUUUAUGUCCUCUGCAUCUGCAUGCACUCGCUCGGAUCUUUAGUACAACAUGCAGUACUAUAAGGCCUAAUCCAGCAUCACAUGAAACUUUUCAGAUUUAUAUUGUAGUUAUGAAAUGUGAUCAAUGUAUAUUUUAUUUUAUGAAUCUUAGUGUUUAUAAUAUUGUACAUUUUAAUUUACACAAAAUAUAUAUACAAAGAUGUAUAUUGUACAUUUGUUAAUUCUCUUCAAUAAAAUGUCUGAUUUCA
This is a messenger RNA of Ostrea edulis (European flat oyster), 3971 nucleotides long. Its product is annotated as bone morphogenetic protein 7-like. Gene Ontology annotation, biological process: SMAD protein signal transduction. The coding region runs from base 260 to 1507 and encodes 415 amino acids. Gene Ontology annotation, molecular function: cytokine activity; growth factor activity. The transcript has 6 exons. The record is from RefSeq and is a predicted model, not a curated record. Gene Ontology annotation, cellular component: extracellular region. Lineage: Eukaryota; Metazoa; Mollusca; Bivalvia; Ostreida; Ostreidae.